CGCCGGAGUCGCUUCAGCAGUUUAACAUAAGCCGGUCAGGAUAACAGGGCACAUCGCUCUAAAUUAAGUGGGCCUUAGUGAAUGUAUUAGUAUAAGGAAAAAACAGUCAAGAUGAGUUACGCGGCGACGGAGAGUGUUCUCCAGAGCACGGCCUGGACGGCCACCAACAUGUUCUACCUGCUGCUGGUGCCGGCCAUCAUCCUGUGGUACACCUACUGGCGCAUGUCAAGGAGGCACAUGUACGAGCUGGCAGAGAAGAUCCCCGGACCGAAGGGCCUGCCCCUCAUCGGAAACGCUCUGGAAUUCGUAGGCACCUCCGCCGACAUUUUCUCGAACGUCGUGACGAAGGCUGAGGAAUUCAAUGACACCAGCCUAGUGAAGCUGUGGAUCGGACCCAGGCUGCUUGUGUUCCUGUUCGACCCUCGGGACGUAGAGGUGAUCCUCGGAAGCCAUGUCCACAUCGACAAGGCCGAGGACUACCAGUUCUUCAAGCCAUGGCUCGGAAACGGUCUUCUUAUCAGUACUGGUCCCAAAUGGCGCUCACACAGGAAGCUGAUUGCGCCUACCUUCCACCUUAACGUGCUGAAGAGUUUCAUCGACCUGUUCAACGCCAACUCCAGAGCCGUGGUGGACAAGAUGAAGAAGGAAGCCGGCGUGUUCGACUGCCACGACUACAUGAGCGAGUGCACCGUCGAAAUCUUGCUUGAAACUGCCAUGGGCGUGAGCAAGACGACUCAAGACCAGAGCGGGUACGAGUACGCUAUGGCUGUGAUGAAGAUGUGUGACAUCCUCCACUUGAGACAUACCAAGAUCUGGCUCAGACCAGACCUCCUCUUCAACUUCACCCAGUACUCCAAAGUCCAGGAGAAACUCCUCAGCGUCAUCCACGGUUUGACCAAAAAGGUUAUCCAGAAGAAGAAGGAGGACUUCAAAUCCGGCAAACAGCCAUCCAUCGUCGUCAACCCGGAGACCUCAGACAACUUAUCGAGCAAAGUAACUUCCGUCGAGGGUUUGUCUUUCGGACAAUCGGCCGGUCUUAAAGACGACUUGGACGUCGACGAAGAUGUCGGUCAGAAGAAGCGUCUCGCUUUCCUCGACCUGCUCCUGGAGAGCGCCCAGGGAGGAGUGGUCAUCACUGACGAGGAAAUCAAAGAACAAGUGGACACCAUUAUGUUUGAGGGUCACGACACCACCGCCGCCGGAAGCAGCUUCUUCUUGUCCUUGAUGGGUAUCCAUCAGGACAUUCAAGAGAAAGUUGUUGAGGAGCUGUACGGAAUCUUCGGUGACUCCGACCGUCCCGCCACCUUCCAAGACACAUUGGAGAUGAAAUACUUGGAGAGAUGCCUCAUGGAGACUCUGAGAAUGUACCCUCCGGUGCCCAUCAUUGCUCGUCGUCUUAACCAGGACGUGACGAUGCCUUCUUGUGGGCUACAAGUGCCCGCUGGAACCACCGUGGUUGUGGGAACGUUCAAGCUGCACCGUCGCGAGGACGUAUAUCCCAACCCCAACAAAUUCGACCCCGACAACUUCCUGCCGGAGCGCUCCGCUAACCGCCACUACUACGCGUUCGUCCCCUUCUCCGCUGGACCCAGGAGCUGCGUCGGUCGUAAAUACGCCAUGCUGAAGCUGAAGAUCAUCCUCUCGACCAUCCUGAGGAACUUCAAGGUGUACUCCGACAUCACGGAGUCCGAGUUCAGACUGCAGGCCGACAUCAUUCUAAAACGCGAGGAAGGUUUCAAGGUGCGACUGGCGCCCCGCAAAUCGAUGGCCAAGGCAUGCUAAUUGAAGACUUAUACAAACGACUGUAGUUUUAAAAAUGAUUUUCAAAAGAGGACCGUCCUCCUAGGACGGUAUGAAAACAGGCGAUCGUUUUAAACUGGAAGUAGUUCUCGAAUGCUUUAAAACUUUAGACUCGUUCUACUCGUAGGAAUACUAAUUUAUAAUACCAAAUAUAAUUGUACAAUUUAAAUAACAAUUAUAAGAGGAGAAGAUGUUAAUUUAUACCUUUAUAAUGUUAUUUCAUUAUCGUAAUUUUGUUUUUAGUAAAACGUUGUAAAGGGAUCGGGAAUUAGAAAUUCGCAUCCUACUAUUGUAUAUACUCGUGUUUUAGUGUUCGAAUACUAAAGUAUGGAAAAUUAUUUAUAAGAAAUAAAAGUGUUAAAUGGGAA
Messenger RNA from Aricia agestis (brown argus), 2168 nucleotides. RefSeq names its product cytochrome P450 4g15 (gene Cyp4g15). Gene Ontology annotation, molecular function: oxidoreductase activity, acting on paired donors, with incorporation or reduction of molecular oxygen; heme binding; iron ion binding. Lineage: Eukaryota; Metazoa; Arthropoda; Insecta; Lepidoptera; Lycaenidae. Bases 112 to 1782 code for a protein of 556 amino acids. The transcript is spliced from 9 exons. The record is from RefSeq and is a predicted model, not a curated record.